AUGUCUAGGUGGCAUAGAGAUGUCUGCCUUAUCUGUUCUGUGUCACUAGACUGCGAAAAGCAAUUUUCGGACAUCCGUGCUAUACCUACGCAACAGGGUUACGGCAUACUUUUCCAGCCUCCAGAAUUCCGGACUAAACCAAGAAGGCUCCAAUGGCCAAACUUCCGCUCAACUUGUCAGGUGCACUUGGCUGGCACGCUUCCCAACGCUCUUCUGGUCCACUAUCACUGUAUUCUCAUCCUAUGCUGGGUACGCCGAAAUGCACCUAUACUAGCUCUGACAUCGACACUACCGCAGAUCUCUCAGCCUUGCUUUGAGCCUCCACCAUCACGGUUAGAGUUCGACAUAUACCGUAUGUUCGACCAUGUCAAAGAUCCUCUGGUCCAGCGUCUGAUGGAAGCCCCGGUCGAACUGUUCAAUGCGAUCACCGCCUACCUCCCACCCGACCAAGCUCUCGCUGUAGCUUCUAUACGCGAUGCUCUGGUACUCAGCCCAAGAAGGUUGAUAUCUCCAUACCGUUCAAGUGUAUCGGAGAUUAUCAAAUCGUACUCUUCUCGAAGACGUCUUGCACAUUUGUACGAGGUCGCAUCCUAUCUCCAAGGCCAAAAUGUUGAAGUCGGUUCUAGAGAUAGGGAGGUGGGCCUCAGCCCAGAAACCAACGCAGUCUUUGUUGCUGUUGGUGGGAGGCGCUACCUACAUGAUUUUUGCGACGGAGACCAUUUAGCAUCAAACGGACGAUCUGGUUUCAGCACAGUCUGGAUGGGGUUAAAGAAUCCAAACCAAGUCGCAUUGAUGGUUGAUGAAUUUGGGAUUGUCGACGUGGCGUUUGAAGAGGACAACGGCCAGUUGCAAUGGAUACUAGGAACAGAGCCUACUACUCGGAACAUCUUCUUAGAGAGAGCUCCGACAGGAAUACUAAGCAGCAUCAAAGUCACCUACGAUUCUAUAAAAUGCCGUUCUAUAAGACUACUCCCAUGCUCUGGCGCCCGACCCCGACCACUUCUUCUUCCUAACUCUGGACAAUGGAUUCCCUGGAGCUUCUAUCUUGGAACGUUAUUUACCUUUCCUCAUGACGAUUACUUUAUUCCUACUGUGACCGACAUUGUCACGCCAGGCAUUAUCUAUAUGUCCUAUCGACGCGAUGGCGUGAUUUCUGGCAUUCAUAACAAGCCAGAGGGAAACUGCACACAGAUACUUUUGGGCCCUCCGGCUGAGACAAGAAGUGUGAAGUUUCUCGUCCUUUGUCAUAGCAUAACAAAGUCACAGAUACCGUGUAUACAGUUCAUCCACAACAACAGAGCUAUUCCGCCACUUCCCACGGCUUUUAAUGUCCAGAACGAAGAGGUUCAUAGUGAAGUGAAGGCGAUCUGGUGGAGCAAUACGUGGAGAAGUGGCUUUUUGUUCAACGUAAUCAAAUAA
This is a messenger RNA of Pyrenophora tritici-repentis Pt-1C-BFP, 1419 nucleotides long. Lineage: Eukaryota; Fungi; Ascomycota; Dothideomycetes; Pleosporales; Pleosporaceae. The record is from RefSeq and is a predicted model, not a curated record.